CCCACCUCCCUCUCCUUUUCUAUUUAGCUGCAGUUGCUGCUACUGCUGCUAUGUUUGAAGGCUACAGUGAAGGUUGGAGUAGCAAUGCCACAAAACCCAGGAUGUCCAAAUGCUGAAGACAAUAGCUUCCCCCAGAAUGUAAAAGUCAACCUGAGCAUCCUUAACCAGAGCAGAAAUUCCAGAAGGCCCUCAGACUACUACAACCGAUCUACCUCACCUUGGAAUCUGCACCGCAACGAGGAUCCUGAGAGAUACCCCUCUGUGAUCUGGGAGGCCAGGUGCCGCCACUUGGGCUGUGUCAAUGCUGAGGGGAAGGUGAACCCACACAUGAACUCUGUCCUCAUCCAACAAGAGAUCCUGGUCCUACGAAGGGAGUCCCAGCACUGCCCCAACUCCUUCCGGCUGGAGAAGAUGCUGGUGGCCGUUGGAUGUACCUGCGUCACCCCCAUGGUUCGCCAAAUUGCCUAA
Messenger RNA from Ochotona princeps (American pika), 468 nucleotides. It is a transcript of the gene IL17A, whose product is annotated as interleukin 17A. Lineage: Eukaryota; Metazoa; Chordata; Mammalia; Lagomorpha; Ochotonidae. Gene Ontology annotation, cellular component: extracellular region. The record is from RefSeq and is a predicted model, not a curated record. The annotation marks the transcript as partial. Gene Ontology annotation, molecular function: cytokine activity. Gene Ontology annotation, biological process: inflammatory response. The transcript has 2 exons.